Candidozyma duobushaemuli is the source of this 897-nucleotide messenger RNA. It is a transcript of the gene PLC2, whose product is annotated as Plc2p. Gene Ontology annotation, biological process: lipid metabolic process. The record is from RefSeq and is a predicted model, not a curated record. Bases 1 to 897 code for a protein of 298 amino acids. The transcript has a single exon. Gene Ontology annotation, molecular function: phosphoric diester hydrolase activity. Lineage: Eukaryota; Fungi; Ascomycota; Pichiomycetes; Serinales; Metschnikowiaceae.
AUGGUUGACUACAAAACCUGGUUGAAAGAUAUCGACGACAACACCAAAAUCGGAUCGCUUUCGAUUCCUGGUACCCACAAUUCGGCAGCAUGCCAUACCGCUUUACCCUCUGUUCAGUGUCAGGGCAAGUCCGUGACUGAACAAUUGGAGCACGGUGUCCGUUUCUUGGAUGUUAGAGUGGGCAAGUACCCAUUGAAGUCCGGCAAUGAUGCCAAUGACUUGACUGUCGUUCACAGCAAGUUCCCCGUGCGUAUUCCUUUCCCCAAGAAGUUCUCCGACACCAUGGAGGAGAUUACCAAGUUCUUGGACAAGAACAAGUCCGAGACGGUCAUCCUUUCCAUCAAGCAGGAAGGUACCGGCGAGUGGGACCACAGCAAGGACGAGUUUGGCAAUGUCAUCUGGGACAAGUACUGGCAGCCAAACAAGGACAAGUUCUACCAGGGCAGCGACUUGCCCAAGUUGGGCGACGCCAGAGGCAAGAUUAUCCUCUUCAGACGUUUCGGCGACAACAACCAGGACAGAAAGAGCAAGUUUGGCUUUGACGCCCACACGUGGAAGUACAAUUGUACGGAGGACGACCGUGGUGCCUUCUGCGUCCAGGACUUCUGUGAAAUUGAGAAGCUGGACGACGUUUCCAAGAAGGUGGACUUUGUGAAGAGCUUGGCCAAGAAGGCCAGCGAGCACAACAAGAGCAAAGGCGACGGCAAGCUUUUCGUCAACUUCUGCUCCGGCUCCAACUUCUUUGACCGUGACUGCUGGCCCCAGCAGGUGGCUAAGGCCAUGGAGGAGCACAAGCUCCAGGACAGUUUUGGCAAGGGCAGCGGUAUCAUUGUGUUGGACUAUGUCGAGUCGUCCGACUGGAAGAUGGCCCGCGAGUUGAUUGAUAAAAACUUUUAG